GGACUUUCCACAGCCCUUCACCUUGCUGAGGAACCUGUCCGCGGCUGCUUCCUCGUCUCCGAAGCAAUUUAUUCACUUGACCCGCUGGGCUUUCAUUCCAGUUCGUUUUGUUUCUAAGAAACCGACAGAUUGAGAUGGAACGAUCUCCAGAAGAUGCUCAACAGGACCGAGAGAGUCUGACGGGCAGUGCCCAUGGCCUCAUCACCCCCUCUGAACCCAGAAGGGGCUCCAACAGCCGUGCUUUCAAGGUGGCGGGCCUGACGACCCUUGCUUGCCUGCUGCUGGCCAGCCAGGUCUUCACAGCCUACAUGAUGUUGAGCCAGAAGCGGCAGAUCACCACACUGCAGAAGAACUCAGACCAAAUGGCCAAACAGUGGACCCGCUCAUCGCAGGAUAUGAAUCCAAAGAGGGUGUCAAUGAGCAGCCUGCCUCUAAUGAUGGAUUUCGUUGCGGGGGAUGACUCCGUGAUGCCCUUGACAAAACUGCAGGACACUGCUGUUGUCAGCGUGGAGAAACAGCUGACAGAUCUCCUGCAGGAUUCCCAGCUGCCACAGUUCAAUGAGACCUUCCUGGCCAACCUGCAGAGCCUGAAGCAGCAGAUGAAUGACAGCGAGUGGAAGAGCUUUGAGUCCUGGCUGCGUUACUGGCUGAUCUUCCAGAUGGCACAGUCUGCACCGCCCACAUCUGAGCCCGCCACUGUGACCAAGACCAAAUGCCAGUUGGAGGCAGCACCUGGGCCCGGAAAGGUCGGUUCCUACAAGCCCCAGUGUGACGAGCAGGGCCAGUACCUGCCCAAACAGUGCUGGUUCCCCACCGGCUUCUGCUGGUGUGUUGACAAGAACGGCCGAGUCAUCGAGGGCACCAGCGUCCGUGGACACCCCAACUGUCAGAGAGGUGCUCCCCGCAUGAUGGUCCACCCAAUGCGGAUUCAGAAGGCCCUCGGCGCCGAUGGUGAGUGAGACAAAUGGAGCAACGUCUGAAGCACGGCGCCUCUUUUCAUCAGGCAACGUAACGGACAAGAGAGAUCAGUUAUUUCAAGCUGGUGCCUGAUCAGUUUUUCUUCCAUGUCAUCUCUUGAUUUUAACUGCUUUGCUGGCUACUGGAAAUCAAAUACAAGGCCUUUUACGGUGUCGCGAUUUUAAUCUCUGCAGUUUCUGUCUUUUAUAACUGACUUAUUUGGGGGUUUUCUCAUUGAUAUUUCUGCAUAGAUACUCAUAUUAUCCAUAGUAUAUUUAAGUAUUUGAGUUUUUGUCAAAGGGCUGGCCGCAUGCUUUAUGGGAUGGCUCACUCGAAGUACAAAAAAAACAACUGCUCACAGUUCUGUGGAAUAUUCCACGGAUUGUUUUUAAGGCGGUGAGCGCCACAAACAAAUGAAACCAAAACUAGCUGAAUAUCACAUUUCAACAACAAGGCAAUUCAAAGUGCUGAGUGAUCCACCCCAUUAAACAAUGUGCACAUACGAGGCAGUGAAAUAAAGUUUUCCUAACUACAUGUUUGUAUUUGUAUACAUAUGCAAUCAACUCCUGUCAUGUCUUGAGAUCAAAUGAUUGUUAAAGCUAAAGACUAAACAAGGCCUGAAUAAAAUUUUAUAUGAUUAGA
Messenger RNA from Scophthalmus maximus (turbot), 1599 nucleotides. RefSeq names its product H-2 class II histocompatibility antigen gamma chain. The transcript has 9 exons. The record is from RefSeq and is a predicted model, not a curated record. The coding region runs from base 135 to 959 and encodes 274 amino acids. Gene Ontology annotation, cellular component: membrane. Gene Ontology annotation, molecular function: macrophage migration inhibitory factor binding; MHC class II protein binding. Gene Ontology annotation, biological process: immune response; protein trimerization; intracellular protein transport. Lineage: Eukaryota; Metazoa; Chordata; Actinopteri; Pleuronectiformes; Scophthalmidae.